CGCCGAAUGAAACAGUGGGCAUCAGUCAAGGCCCUAAGGAUACAAUUGUAUCGCACGUACUCCUCGAAUGUCCGAAUCGUCCGUAAUGUCACGUCAGUGAACAUCAGUUGUUAACCACGUCGAGUUAAGUGCAGUCAUGGCUGCGCGAAAAGAUGUCGUAAACAAUAAACUAAUGGACUGAUAUGACUAGUAUCAUAAAAUGAUAAAGAGGCUUACAAAGUAGCGACUUUGGAAUAUUAAGUUCUGUUCAUUGUAAAACAAACCAUGGCUAACAGUGAACAAAAUAUUGCGAGCGACGAACGAAGGGAUUCUUACACACUGCAACGCAACUUUCAAUCCUCAAUUCGCCUGAAUGCACAGCACUACCUCUGGAAAGAUGCAGUCGGAUACAAUAUUCACCCACGGAUUCCUGUUCUUGACUGCCCUACUUUCAAAAUCGCCGACAUAGGCACUGGUACAGCGAUAUGGGUGACAGAUGUGAAGCGCGAAUAUCCUCGGGUUCAAGUCGACGGCUUUGACUUAAAUCUGAAACAAGCCCCUGCUGUGAAAUGGAUGCCGCACGGAACGUCACUCAUUACCUGCGAUGCUAGGAAGCCCCCAGAUCCUAGGUUUCAACAUCAGUACGACAUUGUUAACAUUCGUCUAUUUCUCGCUGUCGUGGAGAACAAUGAUCCUUCAAUAAUCCUAGAUCAUGCUUUAAGACUGUUGAAGCCUGGAGGCUGGAUUCAGUGGAGCGAGCACGUCAUGAGUGACAUCUCAUGCAAAUCCGCUCAAGCUGAUACGAUACCUCCGCAUUGCGCCAUGGAGGAGCUGGCACAGUUCCUCCAACGUACUAAUCUCGGACGCUGGGUGCCAGAACUACCGAAACUUUUCGCCGAAAGAAACUUUACGGAAGCUGAAAUGUACAAGUACCCUAUACUUCCGCAUACUCGACUGUUUUGGACACAAAUGCAGUUCAACUCUACUAUGGAUUACACUUUUAUGGCCCUUGAUAAUGAUACGUCCGACUCAGCCGGCCCCCAAGCGCGUGAGAUGAUCGCUCGAGCAGUGGAAGAAACGCAACGUGGAAUUGCUCUCGACUUUAUACCAACUACUACCGUUGCCCAGCUUCCAUUGACGUGGGGUGAGGGUGGAGGUAGAAGCUCAUAUCGCUUGUAGCUAUCUUUGAUAUAUCCAAACAUCUUUAGACAGUAUACUGACACUAAUCAUCGGUGAAC
Pseudovirgaria hyperparasitica is the source of this 1217-nucleotide messenger RNA. RefSeq lists its product as uncharacterized. The record is from RefSeq and is a predicted model, not a curated record. Bases 265 to 1158 code for a protein of 297 amino acids. Lineage: Eukaryota; Fungi; Ascomycota; Dothideomycetes; Acrospermales; Acrospermaceae. The transcript has 5 exons.